UCAAACUUCAAACCCUAAAAUCUAAAAAACUGAAAAAAUCGCAUCUGUCCAUUUCUCGAUCCUUCCCAUUUUCACUCUCGUUGGCUCGUACUCCGCCGCCGUGGUCUCUCGCCGGCCGAUCCUGUCUCCUUCCCUGAUCCAGCACCGGCCGCUCCUGGUCCAUGUAAUAUUUAGUCUCUUCUUCUAUAUAGGUGAUUGUCAUUUUUGAAAGGAAAAAGAAGUAAAGAAUGUUAGGAGGAACGGGGCCAAUCUUACCCCUUCCUGCUCCUCCCUCUGAUGGAAAUCUUGGGCCACUUCCGCUAUCUCAACUGACUGAAGAGCAGCAGAAGGAGAAGAAGGAGGAGGAGGAGGAGGAGGAGCUGAACAAAUCCAACUCGGCUCCUGCUUCAGUUGCAACCCACACAAGAACUAUUGGAAUCAUACACCCUCCUCCGGAUAUUCGAAACAUUGUCGAUAAAACUUCGCAAUUCGUUGCUAAGAAUGGGCCUGAAUUUGAGAAAAGGAUUAUAGCAAACAAUACUGGGAAUGCCAAAUUCAAUUUCCUGAUUCCUUCAGAUCCAUACCAUGCUUAUUACCAGCAUAGGCUGUCUGAAUUCCGUGCUCAGAAUCAGUCGCCUUCACUGCAACCUUCUUCACAGCCUGCAGACUCUACUGGACCUGAGUCUGCCUCGCCAACUACGGCUGCCGAUGGCAAUGAAACAACAGCACAGAAGCCUGAUCCGUCCGCCCAGUUUAGACCUGUACGUAAAGUUCUUGAGCCCCCAGAAGCGGAGCAGUAUACUGUUCGACUUCCUGAAGGAAUUACUGGGGAAGAAUUGGAUAUUAUUAAGCUCACAGCCCAGUUUGUUGCUCGAAAUGGGAAAUCGUUUUUGACAGGAUUGACUAGUAGGGAGAUUAAUAACCCUCAAUUCCAUUUUCUGAAGCCUACUCAUAGUAUGUUCAUGUUUUUUACUUCACUAGCAGAUGCGUAUUCAAAAGUUUUGAUGCCCCCAAAGGGCUUGACAGAGAAGCUUAAAAAGAGUGUUGUUGAUAUGACGACUGUGCUUGAACGAUGUGUGCAUAGGCUAGAGUGGGAACGCUCGCAAGAGCAGGCUAGGCAAAAAGCUGAGGAUGAGAUUGAGCAGGAAAGAAUACAAAUGGCCAUGAUAGAUUGGCAUGACUUUGUUGUGGUUGAGUCAAUAGACUUUGCUGAUGAUGAGGAUGAGGAUUUACCUCCUCCCAUGACCCUGGAGGAGGUCAUAAGGAGAAGUAAGGUUACAUCUAUGGAAGAAGACAUUGUUGAGCCCAACAAAGAGGUGGAAAUGGAAAUGGACGAAGAAGAGAUGCAACUUGUUGAGGAGGGCAUGAAACUAACUAGACUUGAUGAGAAUGAUGAAGAAAAGAGGAAUGAGAUGAAGGUGUCUGAGGAACCAGAACCGCCAAUGAGAAUUGUUAAGAACUGGAAGAGGCCUGAGGAUAGGAUUCCUGCUGAAAGAGACCCAACGAAGUAUGUUGUUUCUCCAAUCACUGGUGAGCUAAUUCCUAUUAAUGAGAUGUCUGAACACAUGAGGAUUUCUCUCAUUGAUCCCAAGUUCAAAGAGCAAAAGGAGAGGAUGUUUGCGAAGAUUCGAGAGACUACUCUGGCUCAGGAUGAUGAGAUAUCUAAAAACAUUGUUGGGCUUGCACGUACUCGUCCUGAUAUAUUUGGUACCACAGAGGAAGAAGUCUCCAAUGCUGUGAAGGCUGAGAUUGAAAAGAAAAAAGAUGAACAACCGAAGCAGGUCAUAUGGGAUGGUCACACUGGAAGUAUUGGGCGAACUGCAAACCAAGCUAUGUCACAAAAUCUUAACGGAGAGGAUCAGAGCGAUGCUGCUAACAAUGACUACAGGACCCUACCUGGUCCUACUGCUCCUCCUAAAUUUGGUGCACCUUUAGUUCGUCCUCUUCCACCACCACCUGGAUUAGCUUUGAAUAUUCCUCGUAUGCCUCAAAACACAAUUCAGUAUCCACCUCCAAACAGUGGUGGGCUCCCUGUACCUCAACAAAGACCCCCAGUUAUGCAAAUGAUGCAGAGGCCGCCAAUGCCGCAAAUGACCAUGAAUUCUGGUCAGCAGUCCUAUAUGAUGAACCGACCGCACUCAAUGCCUCCCUCCAUGUCUUUAGGUGGACCAAAUAUGUCUGUGCCGCCUCCUCCUGGUUCUCAUUACAAUCCCCUACCAGUUCCCCGAGGUUAUGCUCCAGUUCCUGGCCCCCCACCUGCAAUGCCCCAUGGAAUGCCCCCACCCCCUUUGCCUCAUGGAAUGCCUCCACCACCACCUGAGGAAGCUCCUCCACCACUUCCAGAAGAACCAGAGCCAAAGAGGCAAAAGCAUGACGACUCUUUGCUUGUUCCAGAAGAUCAGUUUUUGGCUCAACAUCCGGGACCUGUUCGCAUUUCUAUUUCUGUUCCUAAUGUCGAUGAAGGAAAUCUUAAAGGUCAACUUCUGGAGAUCACAGUACAGUCUCUAUCUGAAACUGUAGGAAGUCUGAAGGAAAAAAUUGCGGGCGAGAUCCAGCUUCCAGCAAACAAACAGAAACUGAGUGGAAAACCUGGUUUCCUCAAGGACAAUGUAUCACUUGCUCAUUACAAUGUUGGAGCAGGCGAAACACUUACUCUUUCUCUUAGAGAGCGUGGUGGUAGAAAGAGAUGAUCAGAUUCUUUGAACAUGCCAUUUGAGGUUUUUGCUGGAAUUUUCUUGAUACCGUGAAAAAUAUGCCAUACAUUGAUUGUUGAAUCCCUUUUGACCUUCUUUGAUGGAAGAGUAGUAUAUGUUAGUGAUGUACUAAGAGGAAGAUUUUUGAAAAUUUUAUUCUCAUCUUUAACUGAUGAUAGAGUGCUAUCUAAUACAGAUCAAGCAGGGUGUCUCUUACGGGCAAUGGGAAGUAUGCAAGUUCCUUCGGUUCUUGACAGAGCUAUUCAUCUACCUUUAGUACUUUCACUUGUGCAGUUACUUGGCCAAUGUUAUGUUCCCAUAUAUUUGUAUAAUGGCUGUGAUAAUUUUUAAAGCAUUCUUCAAAUCUUGGUGUUAUGAAAACCUUUCAAGUUUCUAUAUAUUUACUGUUAGUAUUUCUUGUUGAUACUUUGUUCCUGAUUUCUAUAUUAAGGAACUUUUUGCUAGCGUUUAAUUUUAUUUUGUAGGAAGCUUGCUCAUUCUGGACUGGGUGGACUGGUGGGUCAGUUUGGUUCAUUUUGAGCGUCGAAACAGUCGGUGUGUUUCGGCCGGUGCUUAAAUCUUAUAUCUCAAAAGCCUAAGUUAACCUUCAGCUAGUUUUUUUGUGUGGCCUCUACUAGAGUUGGUGUUGCCUGAUUAUGUUGUUUUGCAACUACAGAAUGCUACUACUUUUUGGAACUCUUGGAAUGGUCUCACGGAGAGACCUGUUGAAACUUGGUUGUGUCUUUCUCUAAUUAUCUGACACAGGUAGACAAAAAUGUGUUGAUCCAUAAUACUUGUUUGUAACUCCAAUGGCAGUCAUUUGAACCAGCCCCUUUGUUUUUCUUUUCACGUGGUGCAGUUGAACAGUGAUGUGGUUGGAGUUUCAUGUGGGAGUCAGCAGGAAUUUAGCUUUUUGUAAUAGUAAAAUUUGUUGAUUGCAUUUUAAAGGGGAGAAAUCCUUUAUAGCUCGACUUAAUAAUAAUAAUAAUUCAUCA
This is a messenger RNA of Humulus lupulus (European hop), 3667 nucleotides long. Its product is annotated as probable splicing factor 3A subunit 1. The record is from RefSeq and is a predicted model, not a curated record. Bases 228 to 2669 code for a protein of 813 amino acids. The transcript is spliced from 3 exons. Gene Ontology annotation, biological process: regulation of alternative mRNA splicing, via spliceosome; mRNA cis splicing, via spliceosome. Lineage: Eukaryota; Viridiplantae; Streptophyta; Magnoliopsida; Rosales; Cannabaceae. Gene Ontology annotation, cellular component: U2 snRNP; U2-type prespliceosome; catalytic step 2 spliceosome. Gene Ontology annotation, molecular function: protein binding; RNA binding.